CUAUGGCUGCUUUUCUGCUUACUCAUGCGUGUUGCGUCGGUGUAGCGCGCGAUAAUGUCUAUCCUAGGCCUAGGCGGAUUCCUGAAACGUUCUGAAGUGGCUAGCUAGCUGGAGCUGGAGGAAUACUUUUAGUUGUUCUCAAAUCACAGUGCUGUGCUAGAAUGGCACACAUGUAAUGAUGUAUUUCAAAGCAACUACGAGCAGGACUGAUCGAGCAGGACUGAUCACUUCAGCCAUUGUUCUUGUCCGAAUAUUUGCUUCGCUAGAUCAGAUCUUCUCAGAGCCAGCAGGACCUAGAUCGUUGGUGCUUGACGCUUGGAAGGACGAAGGCAAUGAGGCAGAACACAUCAUGGCGUCUCCCACUGGUCAAAUCAGUAUUCUGCAUACUCUGGCUAUGCCUGUGGAUCUCUAUAGUGCAGGUCCGUGCCAACUCAGCCUCUUCCAACAAGCAAACACAGCGAUGGCCGCUGUCCUCACCUGGAAGGUCUCGGAGUGAGGUGGUAAAAUCCCACUCUCACAAUCGACGGCACUCCCUCACUGGACGCCAGCAUCAAUACAUCCAGCAGCACCAGCACCACCGGCAGAAAAGGCAGGGACCCACCAUGUAUGGGACAAUGCAUUGCUUCAGUAACCCAGGAGCAACUAAUGUCUUCACGACGGUCGAGCCCUACUGGAACGGCGAUGUGAACUUUUUCCAGAUCCCUCGAAACCCGGUCACCCAGCAGUAUGAGGCCAAUAUGACAUGCGAAAUAUAUUUCUCCAGGUCAGCAGUAUCACUAGUUUAUGUUGAAUUCACAAGCUGCCCAAUGCAGGGUAUUUUUGGUGAUACGAUUGCAAUCUACCAAUUGGACGACCCUGACAUGCCACCAGAGCCGACGUUCUUUUUCGAGGAUCCAGUGCUAUAUGGAACGGUUCAUACACAAUUGUCAUAUUUAGAUCUGACGUUCUGCUCGGAUGGCAACUCUCAGGCUGUUGGAUGUUCUGGAUUCUUUGUGUCUUACCUGCCAGGUAGUAGAAAAAGGCGUUCAGAUGCAGUACCAAGGGUGAAGGAGAGAACAAAACGCUUUACUUCAAUCCAAGAAGCACUUUUGCAGCAUAUGAGGGAGGACUGCCCUAGCAUACCAGAGAUGCUUGAUCCGAAUGCAGCUAAUCCACUCUGUCAGGCAAGCUACACGCAAAUCACUGGCGGUCUGACCUGUACAGGGGUUGGUGCAAACCCUCUCCAUGACCACAUCUACAUGCAGUUGCUGAGAUGCUCUUCCCUUCAACCCACCAUUCCAGAAAUGAAUCACGCCUUCUGCAAAGCUAUACUGUGUGAACGGUAUCACAGUAUGUGCCACGUUGACUUUUUCGAAAUGCGCUGUGAAAUUUGUAUGUGGCUCUUUGACAAGUUUGGUGCCACAGGAAGUCCAACAAGAUUCGGCAUAUUUCGGGUCUUAUAUGUCAUGUAUUGUGAGCAUCCAAUGUUUUAAGCCCACUAAUGUAUAAGUGGAAAAGCAACUUCCUCUCUAUUCGAAUUCCAGCGCCACAGCCAUUUUUUUCUGUUUUGUCUUCUCUCUCUCUCCCUAUUCUCUCUCGCUCUCUCUAUCUCUCUCUCACCCCCCCCCCCACACACACACACACUCUCUCUCUCUCUCUCACUCUCUAAUUUGUGCCCAUUCUCCAAUGCUUUUGUUCGGUUUCAAUGUCCGUCCGAAGGACACACACACACACACACACACACACACACACACACGCACAUACACACACACACACAUGCACGAGCAGAUGCACACGCAUAUAUACCCAUGUGUUACCUGUCACUGGGCAGUGACUACAGUACAGUUGUCCCUCUCUAAUCCAGCACUUGUUUAUCCACAACCCUUGCAAACCAGCACACUAUCUGACAAAACUUUUUUCAGUUCAUUUUCUACGAACUUGACUUCCGAUUACAGCAGCGAUUUUCAGCAGCAAAUCGCUCAAACUGUACAUGCAUGUAAUUGUAGAAUUUUUAUAAUCCA
This is a messenger RNA of Sycon ciliatum, 2000 nucleotides long. RefSeq lists its product as uncharacterized. The record is from RefSeq and is a predicted model, not a curated record. Lineage: Eukaryota; Metazoa; Porifera; Calcarea; Leucosolenida; Sycettidae. The coding region runs from base 333 to 1472 and encodes 379 amino acids. The transcript has 4 exons.